Messenger RNA from Theileria orientalis strain Shintoku, 1416 nucleotides. Its product is annotated as GTPase. Gene Ontology annotation, biological process: ribosomal small subunit assembly. The coding region runs from base 1 to 1416 and encodes 471 amino acids. The transcript is spliced from 12 exons. Gene Ontology annotation, molecular function: ribosomal small subunit binding; rRNA binding; GTP binding. The record is from RefSeq and is a predicted model, not a curated record. Lineage: Eukaryota; Apicomplexa; Aconoidasida; Piroplasmida; Theileriidae.
AUGAUUCUCAUCAACACACUCAAUCGUCCUCAGAGAUUCUUGGUUUCCACUUCGUAUAUCAUCAGGCAAUUCUCGAUUAUGGAAUACUAUAGAUCAGUGAGGCCAGUGCCUAUGCCAGAAGAGAAGUUAUUGUCGGUUCCAAAACCGAAGGAAGUAGAAGUCCCUGAAAUAAGCCAUAAAAUUAAAAGGUCAACAAGACCUUAUGUUGGACCACAAAUAGAAACGAGACAGCCAGUUCCAAUAGAAGUAAAUGUGAAUAUUGAGAAGAAUGUUCAGGCAAGCACAGUUUCAUGGAUAGCACCAAAGCAGCCAAAAAACCCGAAAUUCCUCAAAGUUGCCCUGUUGGGACUGCCUAACUCAGGUAAAAGUUCGUUCCUGAACACACUUUUGAACUCGACGAUAUCGGCAGUGUCACCUAAGGUGAACACGACUAGUAGAGAGGACAUCAAGGGAGUGCUCACAGUUGAAGACACGCAAGUUGUAGUAAUAGACUCUCCAGGCAAACAAACAAAAAGUAAAAUUGCUUUAGGAAUAAUAGCGUCGCAUAAGAGGAGAAAGUUCUGCAAGGGCCUAGUGAAGAUAGCAUGGCGUGGACUGGAGGAGGCAGAUGUUUGCCUGUUUAUAGUGGAUGUCGUAAAAAGGCCUAAAAGUGACUUGUAUAAUAUACUAAGAGCCCUAUCAGGAAAGACGGCAACGGAAACAUAUUCUGAAAGCGUUGCCAGGGAUGGGUCUGAAGAUUGUGAUGUGCAAGAGGAUGAAUACACUGAUUCAGAAUCACAGCAGUGUGAAACAAAAGUAGCCUUAGGAGAAACCGACGAGGAAGCAUACGACAAUUACUCUGCACAGUCUGAGUGCACUAAUAGUGUUAGCAAUAAGGAAUCUGACGAUACAGAGGAUGAGGGGAGAGUUAAUAGGAAAGUGCCAGUGGCACUCAUCUUAAACAAGAUUGAUCUGGCGUCCCACAGGAAGUGGGUUAAGUCACGAGUGAGGGAGUUGAAGGUCCAUGGAAACUUCUGCGACAUAUUCUACAUAAGCGCUAAACACGGCAUAGGGUUCCUGCCAGUGAUUAACUUUUUAAAGAAAGUAGCAAGGCCAGGCCCAUGGAUAUAUCCUCCAGACAUGGUGACCACACUCAGCAAGGUUAAGAUAGUGGAGCAGCUAGUGAGAACAUAUAUAUUCUGCUGGUUCAACAAGGAUGUGCCGUACAAGGUGGAACAGAAUAUAAUAGGCUGGACGUAUUCGGAAAAUGGCAGCCUGAACAUAGAAAUGUUGUAUGUGACAGCAGUGAAGGUGGCUAAGAUGAUCUGCGGAGUCGAAGGCCGAUUGUUGAAGCAACUCCAAAAAAACGUGUCGUCGAAGCUGUCGAGGAUGUGGAACGAGCUGGUGUUUGUGUUUAUCCACAUUAAAGUAAAAUGA